Molecule: messenger RNA, 1140 nt
Organism: Calidris pugnax (ruff)
Lineage: Eukaryota; Metazoa; Chordata; Aves; Charadriiformes; Scolopacidae
Gene: SPATA17
Product: spermatogenesis associated 17
Exons: 10
Coding region: 1-1092 (363 amino acids)
Biological process (GO): establishment of meiotic spindle localization; mitotic cell cycle; spindle organization
Cellular component (GO): spindle pole
Molecular function (GO): protein binding
Source: RefSeq, a predicted model, not a curated record
AUGGCCGCCCUGUCCCAGCUCCAGGCGAGGCUCUCGGGGCUGCGGGAAGAGUAUUUCCUUAGGAACAGAUCUGUAGAUGAGGACAGAAAAAUAAAAUACAAAGCUGCUAUCAAAAUCCAGAGCUGGUUUCGAGGAUGCAGAGUCCGAGCCUAUCUGAGAUAUCUGAACAAAAACGUGAUUUUUAUACAGAAGUGGUGGAGAGGUUAUCAAAGCCGAAGAGACUUCAGAAAAAUGGUGGAGACAGCAUAUUUUAUUAUGAAGAUGAAUUUCUACAAUGAAAUGGCUGUCAGGAUUCAGAAAAGAUGGCGAGGCUAUUAUGUUCGGAAAUAUAUCCAUAAUUAUUAUGCACUGAAGAAAUACCUGGAAGCCAUUUCUGUGAAUAAUGAGAUUGUCAGGAACGAACUCCAAGAGUACAAAGAAAUGAAGGAAAAUGAAGAGAAAAGGAAAGAGCUAGAAAAGAAAGAAAAGGAAAAGAAGUACCAAGCCCGAAAGAUGCAUUACCUCCUUAGCACUGAGCAGAUUGCAGGCAUCUACAAUUCACCAUUCAGAGAAUCCCCAGAUCCAAUGGAACUGCUGCUACGGGAGUCAAAGCCAUUGAGCCACAGACGGCAGCAAAUGAAGAGUCCCUUCUCCUACGACCUCUAUGACUGGCCAACUUGUAAAAGGCCUCCGAAUUUCUCCACAGGGCAGCCUCUGCCACCUAUUGGCAGACAGAAACCUCAGGGGCCUUUCCGCGAUACCGCUGAAGUAUUGCAGCAGCGCUACAAGCCUUUGGAACCAACCUUGCGAGUGGCAGCAUCAAUCAAUUCACCACUAGAGAAGGCCAGAGACGAAAUGAAAAAGGAGGAAUGGAGAAACCGUAUACAUGACAAUGAGUUUCUGCCAUUUUCUUCGUAUCAUAAAAAUGAGAAGUAUGACCCUUCAAUUCUUAGGUCAGGCAAAUAUGGUCAAGAAACUUAUGGAAUUAAACACUUCCGAGAAGUACAGCCUAAGAAGUGGAUAGCAGGCAAGGACUUCCAAACAGUGUUACCGUCGAUUGUUCUCUUCGAAAAGUUUGGAAAAACUUAUUCCAGAGCUGGGCAAAUAGUGUAAUUGUCCUGUAAACUACACAAUAUAAGAGGCCUGAUAAGUAAUCAAUAA